This is a messenger RNA of Phascolarctos cinereus (koala), 7469 nucleotides long. RefSeq names its product glutamate rich 3 (gene ERICH3). Lineage: Eukaryota; Metazoa; Chordata; Mammalia; Diprotodontia; Phascolarctidae. The record is from RefSeq and is a predicted model, not a curated record.
AAGGCUGUGGCUACCAGGGGCCCGGCCCGGGGCCGGAAGGCUGCUGCGGGCUGAGCGCUGGGCGCUGGGUGCAACGCUCGGGGCACAGGGGAAGAGCCGCCCGCGGCCAGAGCGUAGUCCCUGCGGGCCAAGCUGAGCAGUCGGUGGGGGGCCUAGUGGAGGCUGGCCUGCUCUGCUACAGGUGGGGCUGGCCGGCGGUGCAGCGUAGGCGUGCGGGUCACGGCCACGGCCACGGCCACGGUCACGUCUGGGCUCCCCUAGCACACAGCGCCAUCUCCCCAUCGCCCCACCGCCGCCGCCUGACGCAGCACCCAAUUGUUUUAUAUUUUCUCUCCUGUACACAAGGCAUCGAGCAAAAAUGAACCGUCCUCACCCCACUGGGCCACUUGCCACCUAUAACAGUCUGACAGACAAACACCUGGUUGGCUACUUCAGCAACGUAAGAAGAAGGAGACAUCUGCAGAGAUCAGGGCUGAUCACUAGAAGUGGAAGAAUCCUCUCAGAGAAAGAGUACAGACAGAACACCAUGAGGAAGGACCGCCAGAAGUUCACCAGAGAAUACUUAGCACAUGCCAUAUUCAAGAAGGUCCUUGAAAUGGAGCACAACUACGAGAUGGAGCUCAAGAGGUGGCUGGAGACCAGCUCUCAGAAGGAACGAGUGCAGAGAGUCAAGGUUGGCCGCUCACGGAGGGCAGUUGAACAUUACAUGCCUGUGCUUUCUCCUCAUCCUCCAGUUGCUCCAGAAGUGAACCAUGGAUCAUGUGUUGUGAUUGAUCAAAUGUAUUCUAGUACUUUAAAGCUGGCUUUCCCUCGGCCAAAUACUGCCCCAGGAAGACCCAGCACUGCCCCAGCAAACAUGCAGCAACGGCCACCUCGGCUGCAGCCACUCCUCAGUCAUCCGGCAGCAGGAGCGGCGCUCAAGCCAGCGUCAGCGUCCAAGUUAAAGCCGUCCGUGACGGAGAUGGAGGGUCGAUUUCCCAAUGGGGGUGAAAGGUACAGGAACCCUUCAGAGCAUUCCCACGGAGUGGCUCCAUAUCAGCUGCCCAUUAUUAAUGAGUAUUUGGUGCCCGUGCCUCCACCACCGUCCCCAAGAAAUGAGAAGAUAAUCAACAGAAGUCGCAUCCAGGCAUGGAGGAGACGAGUCCGUCCAACCACAGCCCCAAACAUCCCGGAGCCUCACAGGGAUUCCGGAAGAUAUCACAAAUCUCCUUUGCACAGUAACGCCUUCAUCACCAUGAUCUAUUGGGGGAAGAGGGUGCACCUGAAUCAUGAUGACAUAAAUUACAAAGACGAGAUCAAGAUUUAUCAGCAGCACUGCGGUGGAGAAAACCUUUGUGUCUUCCAAGGCAGACUCCUUGAAAAAGAGACGUUUCGGUUUGUUUCCAAACGACAUUAUGGCUUCCCCUUCAGCCUCACGUUUUUCCUGAAUGGGAUGCAGCUGGACAGGCUGAGCUCGUGCUGUGAGUUUAAGCAUCGCCGAGGGUCCAGGCUCGGAGGCAAGAACGGAUACUUUGGAUUCGUCGACAUCGAGGGAGCUUCUCCGUGCUACAAGUGCAUCAUUUCAAUGGGACUUGAUAAAAAGCCAUUGCCACCUCCAAAAAAAGAGAAAGAGAUGAUGGAGGUCAAUGAAGACCCUGUCAAAGAAGAAGAGUUCAGCAAAUCGAGGGAAAAUUUUAAUGAAGAAGUGGAGAAUGUGGGGCCAAUGCCAACAACUUGUUCGGCUCCAGAAGAUGACAAGAAAGUUGAAGAGUGCAUUGAAGAAGGGGUGGGAAGAGAAGAGAAGACAGGACCAGAUCCUGCUGAAAAUAACCAAGAAGUCUCAUUUAAAGACGACUAUGAUGAAGAUUUUGAAGUCGAUGACGAGAAAUCAAAUGAGAAAGUUAAUGAAGAUGGACAGACUGAUGAUCAAAUGAAAGGAAGGUCAAAGUCACCCUCAGAUGAUGAAAAAGAUAAUUUAGACCAUGAAAAGGAGAGUGAAACCUCAUUCCAGGAAAUACGAGAAACCUCUGAUUAUAUGAAAUACAAAAUUGAUGGGUGCUCAGACAAUGACUUGGAAGAUGACAAACAAGCUAGCAAAGCUUCCUUCUCAGGCUCAUCCGGAAGUAAUAUAUAUUCUAGUUCCAGUGAAGAUAUGUCUGAAAUGGGGGAUGAGAGAAGCUAUAGUGAGCAAAGCCAAGAAGAAACUUACCAAGAAAACUCAGAUUUCAGGGAUAUGGAUGAAGAGGACAAAGCUGAAGAAUACCCCCUUUCCCAGGGUGUCAUGGAUAGAAGAGAAACUGAGUCAAAAAGGAUGGACCCUGAGGGAAUGUGUGAAGACCAAGAGACAGAAUGCCAUUCUUCUUUAAAAGAAAUCACCAAAAAGAGUGCAAGUGGGGAAGGAAAGGAAGAGGAUGAGGAUGCUCUGUUGCUUUUGGCCAAGUCUGACAAAGAGAUGGGUGAUACAAUGGCAAGGCUUUCUAAGGUUGAUGAAGGUGGUGAGCUCAAAUCAAUCCAAGAAGAAAUAAGAGAGUCAGUGGAAGAGAAUGAGUCAUACCCUUCUGAAGGCGAGCCUAGCGACUCCAGUGCAGACGAAGCACAAGAAGGCCCGAGUCGCUGUCUGUAUCAUCUUCACAAAGAUGGGGACUUGUUGGCAGAGGAAACAGCAGCCCUGGAGACAGAGGAGGAGUCCAAGCAUGAUGCACCUGAGGGAGAGCAGCUGAAGAGGAGAGAAGCCUUUGAGCCCAAGAAAGCUGGGCCAGGGGCAGGAGCAGAGGAGCCCAGAUCAAGGAAGGAGAAGGAAGAGGAAGAGGAAGAAGAAGAGGGGGAGGAGGAAGAGAAGGAAGAGGGGGAGGAGGAAGAGGAGAAGGAGCAAGAGGAGGAAGAGGAAGCUGAGGCAGCUCUGGGGAGGGGAUGGGUGGUGGUCAAUGCCACAUCAGCACCUCGAGUUUUAGUUGAAGUGGCAGAAUUGACUAAGGUCAGAGAGGUCCCAGGGGUCCAUUGGGAUGGGGAGGAGACAGGAGCUAAAAGAGAAGGGCUAGCAUCUAAGGAAGAGGGGGAAGCGACAGAGAGGAUGAGAAUAACACAGGUCAUAACUGAUGCAAGAUCUCAUGAAGAGGAGAUCUGGAGGGACAGAGGCUCAGAGAGAAAGGAGGCUGUGAUCCAAGAGGAGGAGACUAUAGGGAAGGCAGCCAGGGAAAGCCAUGGGGAUACAGGGGAGGUAAGGCAUGAGACCAAGAAUGAAGGAAGGAUCCAAAGUGAAGUAGGAAGGUCCAAGGAGGAAGAGGCUGAGAGUGAGGCUGAAAGGGAAGGAGAAUACACAGAAAUGGUGUCUCCAGUCAGGUGGAACAUGGCAGCUUGGAUAGACGUGUUAGAGAUGGAGGCACUUGAGGGCACCAAGGAAGCACUAUCUAAGAAAAAGGAAACUUACCAAGAGGGGCAGGAAGGUGGGGAAAAGGCAGCAGUUCUGAGGGGUGUGACCCCAGAGGAGGAAGGGGACAUUGGGGUAGCUGAUUUAGAAGAUGUUGGUAGGGAAGUUGGAUAUCCUAGGGGGGCAGAGAAGGAGACAGCUGCUGUGGGAGAGGAAAUAGUGACUGAGGAGGAAACUGAGGCACUGAAUGAAACUGUGAAGGCAACCAUGUCCCAGAGGGAGGUGGUGACACCCCUAGCUGUAGCUGAAGCCAAGGAGGUUUUUGAACAAUUGGAAGAAACCACAAAUGGAGGAGAAGAGAUAGAGGAAAAGGAGUGUGAUACCGAGGAAGGAGUAGUAGGGAAGGGAAUGGAGCCUGUUGACGGAGUGGUGUUUCACAGAGAAAGUGCCGAAAAUGAGAGAAAACUGUCCCUAAUGGAAGCAGCUUCUGAAGUCAAAGAGUUGUCAGGGAAAGAAGGAAUUCCAGGAAUGGAGGAAGAAGUGGAAAUAGAAGAUGGAGAAAUCAGAUAUGGAGCCACAAGAGAGGUGACUUGCAGGGCAAAAGAAGAAAACAAAGUGGAAAAACAAGAGAUGGGAUUACCAGAGGAGGUCAGGAGGUCACCCAACAAUAGAGAUGGAAUGCCUGACGUCAAACUGGUGAGAAAGAAGUGGACACCUGAGGAGGAGACCACAACAAAGGAACCAUCGGUCACUGAAAGGGUAGAGACCCCAGAGGAAAUAGGAGUAAUAAGGGCUAAAGAGAGAGAAGAAACAGGAGUCCUAGUGAAGACCUACGGGGCUAUCUUUGAAGAAGAGCCAGGGAGUGGGGGACAGGUCUGUGAAGAGGAAGCUCCAGCAGCAAGAACAGAGACAGAGAUGUCUCUGGAGAAAGAAGCCCUAAAGAACAAAACACAAGAAGGGAAAACCAUCGUGGACGGCCAAGCUGAGGCAGAUGUGGGGGACGCAGGAGGGAUGGCAGUGACAGCACUGAAGAGGGAGGUGUUGGCAGCAGCUGAGGGCAAAACAGAAGAAAAUAAAGCCUCCUCUCCUUCAGAUGGUGUUGUGGGGGAAACUUGGCCCAGGCAGGACCAGCUACUAAAGAAAACAGCAGCUGGAGGCAGAGUGGCAGUGGAGGAGGAGGGAAAGGGAGAAAGAGUCCCAGCUGUGGAGGAGGUGAUAGGGAAAGCAGCCCCAGAGGCAGACCCAGCCACCAGGGAAGGGGUUCUUGAAAUGAGUCUCAUGAUACAGGCAUUGGAAUGGGAGAGAGAUCAGAAAAGGGACAUAGUGAGAGAAGACUGGAUGUGGGAGAAGAGCCAGGCUGAGGAGGCAGGGGAUGAGGAGAAAUCCAGACCAGGAUCGCCAGAGCCCAGGGGAGAAGUGAAACACGGAGAGGGAGGGCCCCAGAGCCAGAGGCCCCGGGGCUUAGAAACCAUGACUGUGGAAAAUGGGAUGACUGAAAUCAGAGAGAGGCAAGAAAGCACAGCACAAAGGAAGGAUGAUGCUCUAGGAGCUGAAGUCCCAAGGCCCUAAGAUGGCUUUAAAUAUGUCUAUGGAAAAAACAAGAAGCAGAGGAGCAAGUCUCUAAUCAUUGUCCUGUCCAGACUUUUAUAGCACUGUGUUUUUUCUCCCUCUGAGUAUUGCACACACACACACACACACACACACACACACACACACACACAGAGCUGUAAGUUUGUGCUGGAUCAAGAUACUCAUCUAUUCAUUUUUGCUGAUGCCCAACAAGACAAACUUUUCUGUUUAAUCCAGAGGAACUACAGGACAUGCAAUUGAAAUGGACUUAUAAGAAGAUAACUUAGAAGAAAUGCUCUCUAAUGGGAUUAGUCUGUAGAUGUUUCCCGUAAUUGACAUCCAUCAAUUUUCUAAGUGAAAUAGUAUUUUAAAAUUAGUCCCUUUUAUCCUAAGAUCCUAUAGUUUUAUGCAAAAUCACCCUAUAGUUUUAUGAGUUUAUGCAAAUUUAUUUUUUGUUUUAAAUUAAUUUUCAUUUUUCUUAGUUAAUUGCUUGGGGAUUACCUAAAUCAGAUUUGUGGUUUGGGACUACUAAUGACUUGGCUUCUUGGUCCAUGAAAGUCAUGUCCAGUAGUCUCCCAUGUCUGUUCAUCAAGCAAAGUCCAGUGCUGACCUAUAGGAUGCAAUCCCUGGGAAUUGUCCUGACAAGAUGGAUUUGAUGGAUAAAAAGUCUUUGAUUAUAGUCUAGAAAGAUCCUUUCUUACUGAUAAUGCCAAGUAUUUCCCUCUAAGUGGGAAGGGUUAUUUUGAAAUGCUGAGAGAGAGAGAGAGAGAGAGAGAGAGAGAGAGAGAGAGAGAGAGAGAGAGAGAGAGAGUAUUUUUAUUAUCCUUCCUUCCCCAGACAGCCAGCUAAACUCACAGCUUAACAGCAUUUCAUCUUAAGGAUCCUGGUGGAUCUGUGUUGAUGCCACAAGGAAUGGUCAGGAGGGGUGGCUUGGCCCACUAUUCCCCACUUCUGUGGGGGGUGUUGUGCCAAGACUGCAUCAGUAAAUAACAGCACUGGAUUUCUGGAUCACCACUGGAAGCACUUCCCAGAUAAGUGUGAGUGUGCCUCCUUCUGUGGAAAGGGCUCAUGACUUCCCUUAGGAUUCCUCUAGCCACAGAGCACUGCCCUUGGGGGCUGCUGGCCUUGGCCACCUUUUCCCCUUAUAGAAGUGGUUUGUUAGAUUGGAUAAAGCAUGGUUCUUAGAGCCUGAGUUCAAAUUCCACUUCUGAUGCCUAUUUUCUGUGUGACCUUUUGUGAGUGACUCCGUUCCCUAGUCUCAGUUUCCUGAUGUGUAAAAUAAGGGGCGGUAGGCAAAGUGGGCUUUGAGGUCCUUUCUGGACCUGUGAACCUCUGGCAAAAAGGCAGAUAAAUUCUAUAGAGAAAUGAUCACAAAUAAGUAUAUAAGGUACUGAGCUCAUUCGUCGGUACAGGAAAUCCCCUCAAUGAGAGUUCCCAAGGCCAACAAAAUCACAGAUCUGUUCCAACACUAAACCAUCCUUCCCCCAGGCCCCAUCCCCACCAAAGCCAUUUCCUCCCCCAAAACAGGCAGCAAACCUCCCCCACAAAUGCCUCAAACAUGUGCUAGCUGGGCCUUCUGAGGCCCUGGGGACCAGGAUUCUUAUUUUGGUUGGCCCUUUGGUGCUUGAUAAAGGAGAAUUCUCUAAAGAACAUGAUCAUUGAUCAUUCACUGCAGAAGAAGAAUUUUUUGGGGGAGCAAAGGGGGUAUGGUAUUUGUGAUAAAGAAAAUAGGUCAGAGGGGUGAGGUUGGGCCUUUGAGGGAGAGGUGGGAUCUCCAGUAGGCUGGGAUGAUGGCAUUCUAGCAGGGCUGAUGGUAUUUUUCUCCCCUGCCUUGCCUUCUCCCCUAGCCCUAAGUUAAUAACCAUAAUGAGCUGACUUUGGAGAGGGGAAUGCUCUGCUCUAAUAGGCUUCUUCCACAGCCUGUGGGCAGGCACCGGGUCACUCGGGGCAUAAUUUUAUCCUCAGAGUAUGACAUGCCACGUCUUAAUGAGCCCUCACAUCAGGAUUCUGCGGUCUUUGGUCUCUCUGUCUUCACUCUUUGGAAUGACAAUGCUUUCAUAGAAUGUGGAAGAAUGCAUAAGCACCUCUCCUGCACUGAACUAUGAUUUUUGUGUGGUGGUUAGAAAGGAAACAAUGAUUUAUACAAAGGACUCAUGGCAUCAAAGUCCCCUGGGAUGUUACUGUUCAUGGCACACCUGGAUUUCAUGUUCUUGGGCUGGGUCUUCUAUGUGGGCAAUAUGGCAGUGAAAGCAUGAGCCUCCCCACCCAGCUGCUCCUCUUCGUCAGUGUUCUUCAUUCUUAAAAGGACCAGUAAAUAACAUGCUGAAAGGGCAGGUUCAUGGAUGACCUGGCCUCAUUAAGGUGACCCCUCAAUACUUGCCUGGAUUCAUGAUCUCCCCAGUGUGAAACAUCUGCCAGUAGGAGAGAUCACAACCCAUUUUCUCUUUCCAAUGUUGCACCAUUCUCAUCCUUGCCUCAUCCCUAACUCCCUCCCUCCCUCCCUCCUUCAAGGGGCCACUGGACAGGCUGGAGACCUCCUUUUAUAUCCAUUGAU